AUGAACAGCAUUCAAGUAUAUAAUAGUAAUAAUAAUAUUAAUAAUAGUAUUAUUAAUAUUUAUAAUAAUAGUUUAAAUAAUAAUAAUAAUAAUAAUAAUAAUAAUAAUAAUAAUAAUAAUAAUAAUAAUAAUAAUAAUAAUAAUAAUUUUAAUACUGCUAUAAAUGAUGAAUAUUAUUUUCAAAAUUUAAAUAAACAUAAUAAUAUUUAUAAUAAUAAUAAUAAAAAUUCAUUGUAUGAAUAUUUAUAUUUUUAUAAUGAACCAAUUAAAAUGGGUCACAUACCAUACCAAACAAAGAUAUUAAUAUUUUUAGAUGAAUUUAAUUUUCCAAUAAAUGUUGGUGAUAUUCCUCCUCAAGUUAUUGAAAUUCAUUUUGGGAAAAAAUUCAAUCAACCUUUAAAUAAAAAUGUACUUCCAAAAGGUUUACAAAGAAUUAGAUUUGGUAGAGGUUAUAAACAUAAUUUAAUACCUGGGGUAAAUUAUAAUCCAAACACAUUAUUAUCAAUUAAAUUUGGUGAUAAUUUAUUCGAUUUUGAAAAUGGUGGAGAAGCACCACCUCUUCAAAUUUAA
Dictyostelium discoideum AX4 is the source of this 570-nucleotide messenger RNA. RefSeq lists its product as hypothetical. The record is from RefSeq and is a predicted model, not a curated record. Lineage: Eukaryota; Evosea; Eumycetozoa; Dictyosteliales; Dictyosteliaceae. The transcript has a single exon. Bases 1 to 570 code for a protein of 189 amino acids.